AUGGCACAGACAAAGAACACCCGCCGACGUUCUGGCGGAGCUGGCACACCCAAGAAAGGGCAGGCGUCUCGAACCAAUCCGUCUCCAAGGUCAAGGACGGGAGGAAAACGCCUUCCCCAUUUCCCACAACCCGGCGACCCAGUCCCACGACGUAAACCGCACCGCUUUAAACCCGGCACAAUCGCACUACGAGAGAUCCGACGGUACCAGCAAUCGACAGACCUGCUGAUGCUGAAGCUCCCCUUCUCGCGACUCGUCCGCGAAAUUGCACAGUCCAUUCUCCCGUUCUCGGCAGGCCGUGAACUGCGGUGGCAGAGUCAGGCGAUCCAAGCCCUACAAGAAGCAAGCGAGGCUUUUCUCGUCCAUCUAUUCGAGGACACUAACCUGUGUGCCAUACAUGGGAAGAGAGUCACGAUUAUGCAGAAGGACAUCCAGCUUGCCCGAAGGCUACGGGGCGCUUGGGGCGGUCUGGGUUAA
Exophiala bonariae is the source of this 477-nucleotide messenger RNA. RefSeq names its product histone H3-like centromeric protein hH3v (gene HH3V). The transcript is spliced from 2 exons. The record is from RefSeq and is a predicted model, not a curated record. Bases 1 to 477 code for a protein of 158 amino acids. Gene Ontology annotation, molecular function: DNA binding; structural constituent of chromatin; protein heterodimerization activity. Gene Ontology annotation, cellular component: nucleosome. NCBI's taxonomy places the organism in Eukaryota, Fungi, Ascomycota, Eurotiomycetes, Chaetothyriales, Herpotrichiellaceae.